Postia placenta MAD-698-R-SB12 is the source of this 1062-nucleotide messenger RNA. RefSeq lists its product as hypothetical. Gene Ontology annotation, cellular component: cytoplasm. The transcript has 5 exons. Lineage: Eukaryota; Fungi; Basidiomycota; Agaricomycetes; Polyporales; Adustoporiaceae. The record is from RefSeq and is a predicted model, not a curated record. Bases 1 to 1062 code for a protein of 353 amino acids. Gene Ontology annotation, molecular function: glutamine synthetase activity.
AUGUCUUUUUACCGCCCCGAUCUCCUCGCACCCUACCUGGCCCUCCCCCAGGGUGAAAAAGUUCAGGCUGAGUACGUCUGGAUCGACGGCGAUGGUGGCCUCCGUUCCAAGACAACGACCGUGACCAAGAAGGUCACUGACAUAGGCCAGCUCCGCAUCUGGGAUUUCGACGGUUCCUCCACGAACCAGGCUCCUGGAACUGACUCGGAUGUCUACCUUCGCCCUGCUGCCAUCUUCAAGGACCCUUUCCGUGGCGGUGACAACAUCCUGGUCCUUGCGGAGUGCUACAACAACGACGGCACCCCCAACAAGACUAACUUCCGCCACCAUGCCAAGAAGGUCAUGGACGAGGCCAAGGAUGUGGUCCCCUGGUUCGGUCUCGAGCAGGAGUACACACUCUUCGACGCGGACGGCACGCCGUACGGUUGGCCCAAAGGCGGUUUCCCUGGUCCCCAGGGUCCCUACUACUGCGGUGCUGGCACCGGCAAGGUAUUCGCCCGUGACCUUAUUGAGGCCCACUACCGUGCCUGCCUGUACGCUGGUGUGAACAUCUCCGGUAUUAACGCGGAGGUUAUGCCUGCCCAGUGGGAGUUCCAGGUCGGCCCCUGCGAGGGCAUCUCCAUGGGUGACCACCUCUGGAUGGCGCGUUACCUGCUUGUGCGCAUCGCCGAGCAGUGGGGCAUCAAGGUCUCCUUCCACCCCAAGCCCCUCCAGGGCGACUGGAACGGUGCCGGCUGCCACACGAACUACAGCACGAAGCCGAUGCGCGAGCCCGGAGGCAUGAAGUACAUUGAGGCUGCUAUCGAGAAGCUAAGCAAGCGUCACAUGGAGCACAUCGCCGUCUACGGCGAGGACAACGACCUCCGUCUUACGGGCCGCCACGAGACCGGUCACAUCAAUACCUUCAGCUCGGGUGUCGCCAACCGCGGUGCUUCCAUCCGUAUCCCGAGACACGUUGGCGCUCAGGGCUACGGCUACCUUGAGGACAGGCGUCCCGCGUCCAACAUCGACCCCUACCGGGUCACUGCCAUUAUUGUUGAGACGACUUGCCUCGACAAGUAG